AUGUUUUACUGCCUGAAGUGCAAUGCUCCGCUUCAGAUUGACCAUAGCUUGCAAGAUGCCAACACAGGGCAGCUCAACUUGUUGACUCAAAACAAACAAAGUGUGCUGGCAGCAGCACCUAAACUCAACCUGGUGGAUUUCAUUCCAAAAGAACGGCUUGAAUUGUUGGAAGAAGUUGAGAAAAACGGCCAUAACGAGCCUAUCCAUUUCUUGGACACCAUUGAAGAACACGGGACCGACUCGCUGCCGGACCACGAUAGUCUGCCCGAUGCUUCAUUGGUGGUAAAUGGAGGAGAGAUUGAGGAACCGGUACCGGUGCUGGCGCCGUCGCCGGAGUCUAGCGAAGCAGACGGACCAAAUCCGAUCUCGGGACGAAUACACACCUUGGAAAAGAUAUUUGAUAUUCUUUCCAACAAAGGCGAAGUGAACCAUCCAAUGUGCGAUGAGUGUGCUGAGCUUUUGAUCGAAAACUAUAAACUCAAGUUUGACCAGAACCAACGGGAAAAAGACCUGUACAUGACUUUCUUGAAGAAGCUAAAGUUAAAGGAUGACUCCGACAUUAAGGAGCUGGAUUUGGAUACGAAACUUCGAGACUCGAUCCAGGAAUGUCGGGACCUUGCUGCGAGCGAGCAAGAAAAACUACAGGAACUACGCUCUCUCGAGCAGAAUAGAGAGGAAUUGUCGAAGGAGCUCCAAGACGUAAAGAUGGAAUUGGCGCUUCAACAAAGCACCGAACUUCUGAAUGCAUUAAGGCUCAAAAAUGAACUUCAUUGGACACUUCAACGAAAAGCAGACCAAUUGGCUCAGGAAAAAGCUCGGUAUCGUGUUGUUUUGAACCGGCUAGACCAUCUUCGGAACCUCAACAUGUAUACAAAAUUCUUUGAUAUUGCAGCCGACGACCAAUUUGGCAAGAUCAAUGGGUUCCGAUUGGGCUAUAAAGUGCCGUGGCUGGAAGUAAAUUGCGCAUUGGGCCAGGUAGUUUUGCUUGCGGUGUUCUUGUGCAAACGGCUUGAUGUCAGACUACAAAGCUAUAAACUCGUUCCCAUGGGUUCUCGUUCUCAAAUUGUCAAGUUGUCAUCGGACCACGAUAAGUCGAAAACCGUCUUAAAUCUUUACCUGUCCAACGAGCUAUCGCUCGGAAAAUUGUUCAAUUUUAACAAGUUGGACGUGUCCAUGAUCGCGCUCCUCGACGUACUCUCCCAGAUAGAAGCCACAGUUUUGGCGUUGGAUAGUGAAAUCGAGCUUCCGUAUACAAUUUCACCCAAGAAAGAUGUUAUAGGUGGUAAGAGCAUUAGAGUUACUUCCAACUCCGAUUGGACAUUCAGCUGCAAAUUUCUCCUCGUCAACUUCAAAUGGAUCUUAACCUACGCCAGUAGCCGACAUUAG
Molecule: messenger RNA, 1386 nt
Organism: Meyerozyma guilliermondii ATCC 6260
Lineage: Eukaryota; Fungi; Ascomycota; Pichiomycetes; Serinales; Debaryomycetaceae
Product: beclin 1
Exons: 1
Coding region: 1-1386 (461 amino acids)
Biological process (GO): late endosome to vacuole transport; autophagosome assembly; cellular response to nitrogen starvation
Cellular component (GO): phosphatidylinositol 3-kinase complex, class III, type II; phagophore assembly site; phosphatidylinositol 3-kinase complex, class III, type I
Source: RefSeq, a predicted model, not a curated record